Messenger RNA from Penaeus vannamei (Pacific white shrimp), 1390 nucleotides. RefSeq lists its product as uncharacterized. NCBI's taxonomy places the organism in Eukaryota, Metazoa, Arthropoda, Malacostraca, Decapoda, Penaeidae. The record is from RefSeq and is a predicted model, not a curated record.
GCCGGUGAGUAGGUCAGUACACCUUUGACCUGUCAACCAAAAAGGUCAUAUCUUCUUGUUCCUCUAUUGCUGAAGUCCUCUAAAACAACCACCAACAUGUCUGACUCUCAAGAAGUAGGCGUCGUGCUGGCCUUCGACCUGCCCGUCAACCUGGCCAAGAUCGGCACCGGAUACCUCCAGGACAACCCGAUCGCCGGCUUCCUCAUCUCCCUGCUGGCGUUCUUCGUCCUCAUGGCGGUGCUGGCGGUGCCCAUCUCGGCGCUGUUCGGCAUCGAGAUCUUCCCCGGACUCCUGCCGCAUGCUAGGUCCUUGGGUGGCGACCUGAACUUAUCCACGAUGCUGAACAACUUAAUGGGAUCCCAAGUGGUGACGGACUUCUUGGAGGAACCUCUUGAAGACUUCGUAGACCGGAUACUAGGCAACCGACAGGCCCGAGCUAUAGACACCGUUGGCACUUUCGUCGGGCGCGCUGCCAGUGCCAUGGCUCCCUUGGUGUCGGUCUUGGACUAUGACAAUGCCUUCGUCGCUGUGCAGGUGCCAGGAGACGAGUGCCGCCAGCGCCUCAUGUGCCACGUCCACACCCAGGUGUCACGUCUUCCUCCUCUCCUUCAGGAAGCCUACGGAUGGGUCGGGCCACACAUGCAGCACCAGCAGCGGUAUUCCAGCGCCAUCCUCACGGGCUUGUCAGGAGGUGACUGCCAGCGGGCGUUCCCUGACUGUCCUUAUAACGUGAUACAGAUGGCGUCGUUCGUGCCUUUCCUCAAGAACAAGAACGUGAAGAACGAGCUGUAGACGGUGUUAUAGAGGGGACUCGUUGGUGGGGAUGAACACUGAGUGAUUGUGAUAUUGAUUUCGUGGAGUUCACGGCAAGACUGAACUCGUUCUUGGAGGUUAUUGUGGCAUCGAGUUCAUUGAGUUUAUUUCAAAAUAUUUCGGUGAAUUUCUUGCAACACUUGGCUCAUUGAGUUCAUUGUAAUAGAUGUUGAGAAAAAGUUAUGAAUGAUAGGGAAUCAUAAGGCGAGGUGAGGGAUUUAAGAUUCGAUCCCUUUCUGUCCUCAAUCGAAUUGUCUUUGUGAUAGUAUUCAAUCUCAUUCAUGACUUUUUUUUAAGCAUUUAUGAAAUUUUCUUUGGAAGGUGAUACAAUGGAAGUAGGCAGCCACGAUUUUGAAUUGGAUUCAUCUGUUCAAAUAUUCCUUUUUUAUAAAUCGUGAUUAGCCAAGAAAAAAAUAAGAUUAAGCGGAUAGAUGUAAAACACGACGGGCGUUGGUAAUGUCAAAAAUCAUAUAUACUGUUUCAGAUUUUUUCUCUUGCUCUGAACUAGCACAAAACGCGUUAAAACUCCCUUUGUUUUGUGGUAUGACUCCAAGCCAGUGAAGGCUGAAGAUUUUCA